AAAAACAGGUUUUUUUUUUGUCUUUCAACCCAGGGCCGUGUUCCUCAUGCCAUUCUCAGGAUGGAGUAUCUCAGCGAGAGCUCUCUGGUCCCUUGUGGGCAAGACAAAUACAUCUCAAAGAAUGAGCUUCUGCUACUCUUGAAGACGUACAACUUGUACUAUGAAGGUCAAAACCUGCAGCUUCGGCACCGAGAGGAAGAAGGAGAGCUGAUUGUGGAGGGCCUGCUGAACAUCUCCUGGGGCCUGUGCAGGCCGAUCCGCUUGCAGAUGCAGGACGACAACCAGCGCAUCCGCCCCCCUCCUUCCUCCUCCUCCUGGCACUCUGGCUGCAACCUGGGUGCCCACGGGUCUGUCAUUAAACCUACAACCUUGCCUGAUAUUCAGGUCACAGAUGCCGAGCCCCCAUCGGAAGGGGACGGGGCUGAUGCGAGAACGGAUGACAAAGAACUCAAAACACAACCGGAAGAGGUGCCCCAACUGAUGCGGACACGGAGCGAUGUUGGGGUGCGCCGCAGAGGGAACCUUCGCACCCCCAGCGAACAACGGCGGAUCAAGCGCCAUCGCUUCUCCAUCAACGGGCAUUUCUACAACCACAAAACCUCAGUGUUCACGCCAGCCUACGGCUCCAUCACGAACGUCCGUAUCAACAGCACCAUGACAACGCCACAAGUUCUGAAGCUGCUGCUCAACAAAUUUAAGAUUGAAAACUCAGCAGAAGAAUUUGCUUUGUACAUUGUACACACCAGUGGAGAAAAGCAGAAGCUCAGGGUCACUGAUUACCCACUGAUCGCUCGGAUUCUGCAGGGGCCGUGUGAACAGGUUUCCAAGGUUUUUCUGAUGGAGAAGGACCAGGUGGAAGAAGUCACAUAUGAUGUUGCUCAGUAUAUUAAAUUUGAAAUGCCUGUUCUAAAAAGCUUUAUCCAAAAACUUGAAGAGGAGGAAGACCGGGAAGUGAAGAAAUUAAGGCACAAGUAUUCUGUCCUGCGUAUAAUGAUUGAGCAACGAUUAGAAGAGAUCGUUGAAGGCCCAGCAACAAUGUAAAGGUUUGAUUUGGGAGACUGCAGCCUCCUGGCCCUCCCACUCCCCAGCCAGGCACCUGGGAAACAGAUUUCCUGAAGAAGACUUGUUUACAUGCUCUUAUGGACAAGGAUGUCUCUUCCUCCUGGAAUGGAGUUGAAUGAGAACCGCUUCGACCACUGUAUUUGCUCCUUCUCCCUUUAACAACAGUGAACUCAGUGGAGGAUCUGGGGAGAUGGGGAGGAUGCCUUUCAGCACCGGUGUUGAAAACAGGACAUCUCCAUGUCAGUUCUUCUUGAGCUGCUGCUGGUACUAGAUGAUCACCCUUGGAACCAGGCCUGCUGGAGGAGAAGGCUUCCAGAUGUCUUCCAGAUGUUUCCUCCACAGAGCAAUGCUUACCUUCUCAAAUCCUUCAAAAAUUUUGGCCAGCAUUGGGGAGGGUGUGGUUUUGGGAGUGUGGGGAGGAAAUGCCCUUCACUUGACUUCUCUGGCUUGGCAGUAGCAAGUAUGGACCUGGGUGGAGAUAAAGGAUUUAAAUGCUUUGGAGUUCCCCCAGGACGGCCUAACCUUGUCCAUCCCUCCUCAUCCAACCAUCCAGGUCUGGCCUUGCCUUUGAUCAUCUCUGUCUCUCGCUCCCGCCAUGCCCAUUGCCAAGUCUGUAGGGGCUGUGUUGGGUCUGGCCGAACUCCUGACCUGGCCCCAGCCUUCUUGUGUCUUCUGCUGAACUGAGCCUUGUCCUUCUGUCCACCUUUUGAGCCUUGAACCAUAGCUUCUCUAAAGCAGCCUCAGAGAUGAGGUUGCCUGCCCAGCACAGGAAACCUGCUCAGUUUUUCUAGUUCAGCAGUCAAGACUCCCCAGAUGGGCAUGGAAUGUAGAACCUCCAGAAAACAAAAACUCCUCUCUUGCCCUUCCUUUUUGCCUAAACUUUUCUCCAAGCAGUUACUUGUUUGUUUUCUUCUUCCCACAUUCACUUGCUAUCCUUCAGUGCUUUACUGUGAUAUGGUACUCAUUUUGUCCCAAGUUUGUGAAUGUCCAGAAUAUGUGGGUAUGCAGGUGGUGUUGGCUGCUGAGAGCUGGGCUCAGGAACUGACUCUUUGCAAGUCCUUGCAGGGAGGGGGCUUCUUGCAGGACCAUAGCUCUUCUGCUGCACUGCUUUUCAUAAAUCCAAAAGCUGUGCUGUGGCGUCUCAGCCCAACAGGGGCCAUGUGACCUUGGAGGUCCUUAUGUUCCUGUUGACUUUGGCCAGGCUCUGGAUGCUCUUUGCUGCCACAGACUGUGUAAAUCUGUGGGCAGGGACAACAGUGUGGGGCAAUAGAUAACUAAGCAUGCCUAGUGCUGGCAUUUUGAAAGUAUCCCCUGCUCCUUAAAUGCCACAUAUGGGUGCUUCUCAGGAAUGCCAAAGUUCUGCACAGUGGCUGGGUUCACACAGAAUGCCAAUCUAGGCUAGGAGUUUAGGUUGCUUGUGGUUCAACUUGUGGGAACCUGGCCAUUGUCUUAGCAUAUUGUGUGAACGAAACCAUGACAUGUAGUCAUAACAUGGUUUAUGUUUUGGGCAUUGCAUGAGAUAUGAACUCAAUAUUCUUUUGACCUGGAUUUAGCGCUGUGUGUGAAUUAAGCCAUUAAGUGACUGGCUAUCAACCCACCUUUCUCACUGAGUACCUCCCCAAAUGUUUUGGACUGUAACUUGUGUGAACAUAGGAUGCGAUCUUCCACUGAGUUAGAUCAUGGAUCUUUGGUGGAGAUCAUCAGCACUGACUGGAAGCAACCCUCCAGAGAGCUGGAAUCUUUCAGAUCCUCCUGGAGACACCACAGAUUGAAUCUGGGACCUUCUCUUUGCAAAGCAGGUACACUCAGUGUUGGCCAGGCUGGGUGAGGAAGAUGACUGUUGUAGUCCAAUACACUGGAGUGCAUCAAUUUUAUGAAGGCCAUAUGGAGCAAGGAAAUGGGGUGUGUGUGUUAAAUAUGCAAACCCCAUUAAUUGAUAUUUAAAAGAAAAAAAGGAUAGUUGAUUUAGUUAAAAAGAUGAGCUGUAAUGGGGUAGCAAAAACAACAGAUGUUUCAGAAACUAUAACAACUGUUGUUCAUUCUCAUCUACUUCUGUGGGACUUCUUUGGCCUUCCUUGAGAUCUGACGUGACGUGCACCCAAAAUAAAAGUUGACUAGAAGCAUUAUUUUCAAAGCUCUUUCCCAAUGUUAUGCCCAGGGUUAUUGCAACAGACUCCGUAGAAAUCCAUUCUUGCAUUUCCAGAGUAGUAAUGA
This is a messenger RNA of Candoia aspera, 3276 nucleotides long. RefSeq names its product Ras association domain family member 2 (gene RASSF2). Gene Ontology annotation, biological process: positive regulation of protein kinase activity; regulation of non-canonical NF-kappaB signal transduction; positive regulation of JNK cascade. Lineage: Eukaryota; Metazoa; Chordata; Lepidosauria; Squamata; Candoiidae. The coding region runs from base 61 to 1041 and encodes 326 amino acids. The record is from RefSeq and is a predicted model, not a curated record. The transcript is spliced from 10 exons. Gene Ontology annotation, cellular component: nucleus; cytoplasm.